Pongo pygmaeus (Bornean orangutan) is the source of this 936-nucleotide messenger RNA. It is a transcript of the gene EDF1, whose product is annotated as endothelial differentiation related factor 1. Lineage: Eukaryota; Metazoa; Chordata; Mammalia; Primates; Hominidae. Gene Ontology annotation, molecular function: DNA binding. Gene Ontology annotation, cellular component: nucleus. Bases 214 to 765 code for a protein of 183 amino acids. The record is from RefSeq and is a predicted model, not a curated record. The transcript has 5 exons.
GCAGCCGCCGCCCGCGUGUGCUCGGAGGCCGCGGGGCCCGGCCUCCGGGGUCCUCCCGACCUGCGCCCCCAGCGGCUGCCGCGCCUCGCCAGGCCAGGCCCCGACGUCGUCCUUCCCACGUCGCCCGCGCCAGGCCACGGCGACCCUCAGACUAGCCGAACGCCGAAUGGCCCCGAGCACGGGAAGUGCCCGCCCCCCGCGUGCCGCCAGCCAAUGGGACGCCAGAAGCCGGGAGGCGCCGAGGCGACGUCGCGUCGCCGCGCCAGGUCUCUAGCAGCUGCCACUGAGCCGCCAGACGGACGCUCGUCUUCGCCCGCCAUGGCCGAGAGCGACUGGGACACGGUGACGGUGCUGCGCAAGAAGGGCCCUACGGCCGCCCAGGCCAAAUCCAAGCAGGCUAUCUUAGCGGCACAGAGACGAGGAGAAGACGUAGAGACUUCCAAGAAAUGGGCUGCUGGCCAGAACAAACAACAUUCUAUCACCAAGAACACGGCCAAGCUGGACCGGGAGACGGAGGAGCUGCACCAUGACAGGGUGACCCUGGAGGUGGGCAAGGUGAUCCAGCAGGGUCGGCAGAGCAAGGGGCUUACGCAGAAGGACCUGGCCACGAAAAUCAAUGAGAAGCCACAGGUGAUCGCGGACUAUGAGAGCGGACGGGCCAUACCCAAUAACCAGGUGCUGGGCAAAAUCGAGCGAGCCAUUGGCCUCAAGCUCCGGGGAAAGGACAUUGGAAAGCCCAUCGAGAAGGGGCCUAGGGCGAAAUGAACACAAAGCCUCGAAAUCAGUGCGCUCCAGCUGAUCUCGUUCCGCCGGUUCCCCUUGGCCGCCAGCACCGCCGUGGGUCUCCUCACGGGCCGAACGGAACAAGGGGUCCAGCUUGUGGGGGACCCUCCCCAGCCCACUCUUGCUGUCAAACAAACAAAACCUUGCAAAGCG